ACAGUGUAUCUGUUCUGGUCACAAUAAAUAUUAAAUAAAUGUGCUCCUUAUUUAGAGGAAUUGCCUUCUCUACCUGCUACUUAACAGUUAAAAGUAGGAAGCCCCUAACAGAAGGUUUGCCUAAGCUGACAAUGAAACACCUGAUAAGGAUCCAGCAAAGCUAAAUGACUGGGACGACCCCCCCCCCCUCCCCCAAAACCAUCAAACAUCAGAUUGUUGGAUAAAUUAAGUGAUGCCUUUUUUGGGGGUUUUCAAGAUUUGUUUAGUGCUGAAAUGUAGGAUUCAAAAGGUUUUUUUGUCAUUUUGUACAAGUACUCAUUACAAAGAGAUGCUUACUUGUGUGUUUCCUGAAGACUGGGUAAUUCAACACAGGUUAAAAAGCCAUAGGACAAACAUUUAGUUACAGGACGUUGGACAAAUUAUCAGUCAUGUGACUACAGAAGAGAAUCGAUUCACAUUGACGUUUUACGUGCAGUGCACACCUGCGUCCUCCAUAUUUGAAAACGCGUUUUUAUUUGAUACUCCUCGGCUACCGUUACUCUUUACAGCGUAUCGGUAAAUUUGAGAGUCGGAAAGGGAAUAUCUAUAGAAACUAUCGAACGAAGACAUUAAUUUUGUAUACCACUAACCGCCUUACUUGCGAACUAUGAUAUAACAACGUUUGAUGUGUUUUUUUACGAUAGUUCGCGUGACGAUCGAUUAGACACACAUGGUUCUAGUGGCGCACAUGUUUCUAGUAGUCGCUAGUGAUCGGCGUGUUUUCGUCCUGCGCGGGUAGACCCUAAUUUUUUCCAGGGACCAAAAAUCUAAAUAAUUAAUAGAAUAGCAGCUUUAAAUUAAAGGCAAAAUGUCUCAACUACAAGCGAGAUUCUUCACAGAAAAUGAAAAGUAUAAAAUCGAUGACGUCCCGUUCUCCAUCCCAGCUUCAUCGGAGGUAAAGGAUCUUAGUGACGUCAUAAACAAGCUGCUCCAAGCGAAAUACGCUGCCCACAGCCAUGUUGACUUUGACUUCUUGGUCAGAGGACAGUUCCUUCGCAUGCCGUUGGUUGAUCACAUGGAAGCCGAGGGCAUCGCAACGGAAGAGGUGGUGGAGAUUGAGUAUGUGCAGAGAUUCACGGCGCCGGAGCCUGAGGAGUGCAUCAUGCACGACGACUGGAUCAGCUCCGUGGAGGCUGACAUGGAGUGGAUCCUGACCGGCUCCUACGAUAAGACUGCGCGGAUCUGGUCGCCGGAGGGGAACGCUGUGAUGACCCUGGCGGGUCACGCGGACGUGGUGAAGGACGUGGCCUGGGUGAAGAGAGACGGGUUGACUUCCUUGCUGCUCACCGCCUCCCUGGACCAGACAGUAGUGCUGUGGGAGUGGAGCUCGGAGACAAACAAAGUGAAAGCCCACCACUGCUGUCGAGGUCACGCCGGCAGUGUGGACGCCGUCGCUGUCGACCCCACGCAGACCAAGUUCUGCAGUGGCUCCUGGGAUAAAAUGCUCAAGAUCUGGUCUGCAGUCCCCACAGAUAAGGAGGACGAGUACCAGGAGAUGCUGGACAGACCACGGAAAAAGCAGAAAACCGAGAAGCUGGGUUUGACUCGAACCCCCCUGAUGACUCUGUCUGGACACACUGAGGCGGUCUCGUCCGUGCUGUGGUGUGACAGCGAGCAGAUCUGCAGUGCAUCCUGGGAUCACACCAUCCGGCUGUGGGACCCAGAGACCGGGAACCUGAAGUCCACUCUGACUGGCAGCAAGGUGUUCAACUGCAUUUCGUACUCCCCGCUGUGCCGGCGCCUGGCCUCCGGGAGUGCUGACCGCCAUGUCCGGCUGUGGGACCCCCGUUCCAAAGAUGGAUCGCUGGUGCUGUCCUCCCUCACGUCGCACACGGGCUGGGUGACGGCGGUGCAGUGGUCUCCCACGCACGAGCAGCAGCUAGUGUCCGGGUCCCUGGACUGCAUGGUCAAACUGUGGGACACACGGAGCUGUAAGGCUCCCUUGUAUGACCUGGCAGCUCAUGAAGACAAAGUGUUCUGUGUGGACUGGAGGGAAGAUGGGCUUCUGCUGAGCGGGGGGGCAGACAACAAGCUCUACACCUACAGAUACUCGUCCUGCGUGUCUGGUGCUGGGGCAUAACCGGGCUCCACGACGGACUGCCCGGCCAAACGGGGCGCGUGGGACACUGGGGGGGUACAACUGUAAACGAAAGUCUUAUUUUUAUGGUCAUUCUAACUCGUAUUGAUUGGAUGAAUAUUGUUACUGACUGUAUGAUGAAAGAAAUAAAAAUGUUGGAAAAAG
This is a messenger RNA of Brienomyrus brachyistius, 2281 nucleotides long. It is a transcript of the gene wdr12, whose product is annotated as WD repeat domain 12. Gene Ontology annotation, molecular function: protein binding. Gene Ontology annotation, biological process: maturation of LSU-rRNA from tricistronic rRNA transcript (SSU-rRNA, 5.8S rRNA, LSU-rRNA); maturation of 5.8S rRNA from tricistronic rRNA transcript (SSU-rRNA, 5.8S rRNA, LSU-rRNA); ribosome biogenesis. The record is from RefSeq and is a predicted model, not a curated record. The transcript is spliced from 13 exons. Gene Ontology annotation, cellular component: PeBoW complex; preribosome, large subunit precursor. Bases 848 to 2119 code for a protein of 423 amino acids. Lineage: Eukaryota; Metazoa; Chordata; Actinopteri; Osteoglossiformes; Mormyridae.